AUGGUGCUGGAGGAGACUCUUGAGAGUCCCAUGGACUCCAAGAAGAUCAAACCUAUCCAUUCUGAAGGAAAUCAGCCCUGAGUGCUCACUGGGAGGACAGAUCCUGAAGCGUAGGCUCCAAUACUUUGGCCACCUCAUGAGAAGAGAAGACUCCCUGGAAAAAAACUCUGAUGUGGGAAAGAUUGAGGGCACAAGGAGAAGGGGACGACAGAGGAUGAGAUGGUUGGACAGUGUUCUCGAAGCUACUAAUAUGAGUUUGACCAAACUGCGGGAGGCAGUGGAAGACAGGAGUGCCUGGCGUGCUCUGGUCCAUGGGGUCACAAAGAGUCGGACACAACUAAACAACAACUGCUCUUCAUCUGAAGAUCUCAGGAUUAUCACCUGCCCAGGAAGCUAUCAGUACAACGAACAGAUUUCUGGCAAGCAGUGCAUGGGUCAUAUUAUCUCCAAAGGUCUGCUUUAAGAAGAUUAAGGUACUGGCUGUGGAUUCUAUUAAUAGGGAGGGAGGUGAAAUCCAGCAUAAAAGGUCAUGCAUGUCAGUGAUCCAAACUAGCAGCAAGGCAAGGCUAGUGUCACACUGAAAUGUGAAGAGGAGGAUCUCAGCUGCACAAGGAAUGACAGAAGGAGGUUUCUAAUGAUACAAAACACUGAACAAUGUAAGAACUCUGGCUUCUUAUUCUGGGCAUGGAGAUGUCUUCAAGCCUCUGAGUUCUUCUGGCAAGCGAGAUAGCUCAAAACAGUGUUUCUGUGUGAUUUUUAUGUCCAAGAUUCCCCUCCACAUUGAUGUAUUAUUUGCUUAGAAGAAGACUGGAGUCCUCAUCCUUGGGAGGACACUACGUGACACCUGGAAGUUGUUGUCACUGCUGGAGUCUUGGCAAAGCCCCAGCCUGAACAGAAAUGCCUUAUUUCUCAAGAUCUUUGUGGGAAAACCUAGUUCCAAAUGGAAUGAUUUGCCAGAGGAGGUCUGUGUAGUGCUUUCCAAGUCACACCGAUAUCUAUUGCUUGCCAUGAAAUGGUUUUUGGUAAGGGCAAUAGCCAUUUAUUGCUCCUUGGCUAACCUCGCUAGCUGCCAUCAGAGUCUUAAAAUUGGUGUAUGGCACCAUUAGCACAACAAUCAGUCUAAAGCCAUGGCUGCCAUUUUUACCAACAAGACCCUGAUUGUGAACAACAAGGACAAGGAUAAGUUGGAGCUGGAACGUGAGCUAACCCGAGCAUUGGAGAACAAGAUUAUGCUUCUGUAUUUUGGCUCUGGUGAAUGUCUUCGAUGCCAAGAGUUUGCACCCAUCCUGAAAGAUUUUUUUGUGAGGCUCACAGAUGAAUUUUACGUGGAGAGAGCAUCCCAGCUGGUCCUGGUCUUUGUCUCACUGGAUGAGACUGAGGAGAAGCAAGACAAGUUUCUGAAGACCAUGCCCAAGAGAUGGUUGUUUUUGCCCUUCCAGGAUGAAUUCAGGAGGGAACUGGAAUUGAGAUUUUCUGUGACAAACCCCCCAGUGGUGGUGGUGUUGAAACCAAACGGAGAAGUCAUUGCUACAAACGCAGUGGAGGAGAUUAAGCAGGUGGGCCCUGCUUGCUUCAGGAACUGGCAGGAGGCAGCUGACCUGGUGGAGAGGAACUUCCUCCUGGCCCAGGACUUUGACAACGUGGCUCUGAGGAGCAUCAUGGAUCCCAUCCGCCGGCUCAAAUACAAGCUUGCAAGCAACAAAAGCAGAAGGGGAAGCAAAGAUGACAACGAAGAAGAAGUGUUCUCCUGACAGGACAUUUCUUCCCAUGGUAGCUUUGUUGUAGGUGAGCUUAACUCUUCCCAACCCAUGGCCUGUGUGCAGGAUAAUGAUUGUUACCUACAAGCACAGAAAUUGUUACUGAGAACAGAUUUCAGGCUUCUGAAAAUCUAAGUGCCUUUUACUUUUCUAUAAAAAAAAAUUCUAGCCUUUAUGACUGUGAAGAUAGUCAUGAAAGUGUGUGGACAAUAUCUUGUGAAAGCAUAGAAUGUGGGAGUCUGGUGGGUGAGGGUUGUUCAUGCAGAUUUUCAGUGGCUCCUGGGAACUGUGUCUAGCAUUUGCCCCUUCCACUUGAAUAGCAGAAGACGCCCAUGUGGAUUUGUUUGCUUGAAUUUGCUACCCUCCCUUGACUGCAGCGUGCCAGGAUGUGCAUACAUUCAAUGCAACAUAUUAAAUGUCAGUAAAACAUCACUUAAAACCAUAAUUAAAGCAACAUAGGGAUUACAGUGCUACUGUGUAGAAGCAGCAGAACUACUCAGUCAAAAAUGACUCAAUUGCUCCCAAAAGCCUGGGCAAAGAGGUGUAUCUUGACUCAUCGGCAAAAGAAGUACAAUGGUGGUGCCAGAUGCACCUCCAAGGGGAGGGAGUCCCUAAAUGGGCAGGGAACCGCAGAGAAAGCCUUCCUAUGUGCCACUGCCCUGAGAGUUUUAAGGGGUGCCAGCUCCACCAGAAAAGCCUCCUCUGUUGAUCUUACAGGUGCUUCUUCAGUUAUCAGGGAAGCCAAAUGAUGUAGGGUUUUGUACAUGAACAUAAGCACCUUGAAUUGGUAUUGGAUGCAAAUAGGCAACCAGUGCAGGAUUUGGGGGACAGGUGUUGCAGCUUCUGAACUGUCUUUUAUUUAUUUCCUAACAUUUAUAUACCACUUAAUUAUAAUAAAACUUUAAUGAUUCAAAGGCAGCACUACACAGAGCGCAUUACAGUAGUCCAAUACGGAAGUUAUCAAUGCAUAAAUUUAAAAAAAUGCAUGCAGAUGUGCUUUUUUUUUGCUUACUAUAUACAGUAGUGUCUGCUUUCAUAUGGCUCUCCCUGUUCCAUCACUGGAAUAUUCUGUUACAACUUGCUUUAGGCUCAGACAAUAACUACUGUAAACCCAAAUUAACAUUCACUUGGUGCAAGGCCUUCUGUGUGGUAGCAUUUUCCUUGUGGAACACAUUCAUACUAGAAACUUCAGGUUCUUCUUAUCAAUCUGUAAAAAACAUACCAUGGCUUUCAACAGGCAUUGCUUUGUCAGGUUUUAUUUUCUACUGUGUCAUUGGUCGACUGCUGAUUUUGUAGCUUUUGUCUUAUUGUGGUGCUGUUUGAAAUUACGAUUCUCCUAAAUGACUUUGAAGCUUAGUGGGUGGUAUAUAAACUUUAAAAAUAAAAAAUGAUAGAUAAGUGCACAAACAAAAUACGGCAUCACCAAAGAAGGCAUAAAAAGGAGAAGGGAACAUUUUCAAACAUAUACUGCUUAUGAAAAGAGAAAGAUUAGUGGUUUAGUUUUGCUUCUGAGCUUUAAUUCCUCAGCAAAUAGCAGGUGGAGUGUGGGGAGUAUUCCUAUUCCAAAUGGGAUCUGAGCAGAAGCAAAGUGCUAAAGCCCUGCUCACCCCCUGCCAGGGUUCUAAUCUGACUUGGCCCCUUUCCAUAUGCUGGCUGUUAAAACCAAAGCAGCUAUGCAAGGAUGAAAUAUGUGGCAAACAUCAUGCUUUGUUUGGUCCCCUAUAGUACACCAGUCUUGGCCCACCUGGUGCCCUCCAGUUGUAACCCGACCACACUUCCCAUCAUCCCUGACCAUUGGCCCUGCGGGUUUGGGCUGAUGGCAGUUGUAGACCAGAAAGUCUUCUGGGGGGUACCACGUUGGGAAAAGUAUUGCUUGAGAUGCAUGGCGUCUGCCAACCUAUGACUCCGCUCUGGCUUUCCUCUGAUAGCUCAUGGAAGAAGACAUGUGAUUUGCCAUGGUGCUCUGUGUUGCACCACACACAGACAUGCGCAGAUCCUCUUUACAAGAAUGUGUUUUCAUUAAUUUAUUAUGACCAUUUCUCUCUUGCUUUCCUGAACCAGGUACAGGGGACACUAAGUUGUUUGCAACUGUUGGUUGGUAGAGAAAGAAGAUGACUAAGGAGUGAGGGCAUACUAAGAAGUGUAUAAACUAAGAAUGGUGUACUCACUAAAUCUUUUUUAAAGGAACACUUUAAGAAGGGAUGUAAGAAGGCAUCAUUUUCUAUUUCGCCCUGUGUUUGUGACAUGCAGUACUGAAUCCAUUCCACUGCAGUUCAUCUUCCACCAAAUACUAUGGUAAUCAUCUCACUGUCUGUUGUGACAAAAUUAUGUAACUGUGCUUUGCAUGCAGAUGGUCCUGGGUUCAAUCCCUGGCAUCUCCAGGCAGGGCUGGGAGUGUCUUGAACCUUGGAGAACUGCUGUCAGUAAAUGCAUUCGACCCACA
Messenger RNA from Podarcis raffonei (Aeolian wall lizard), 4200 nucleotides. RefSeq names its product nucleoredoxin like 1 (gene NXNL1). The record is from RefSeq and is a predicted model, not a curated record. The transcript is spliced from 6 exons. Gene Ontology annotation, cellular component: mitochondrion. NCBI's taxonomy places the organism in Eukaryota, Metazoa, Chordata, Lepidosauria, Squamata, Lacertidae. Gene Ontology annotation, biological process: photoreceptor cell maintenance. Bases 1128 to 1751 code for a protein of 207 amino acids.